AACGCAUUGCUCAACUAGCAGAUUAUUCUACCUAGCAUGAAGACUCGAGGCCCUGCUAUUCUCGCGACAAACGGUAAUCUCGCGGUAUUUUUGAGACACCUGGGAAAUUUGAAAUCAUGGCGGACGAAGUCGAACAGCAACAGACCACCAACACCGUAGAAGAGCCACUGGAUCUUAUCAGGCUGAGCCUUGAUGAGCGGAUAUAUGUAAAGAUGAGAAAUGACAGAGAACUCCGAGGCAGACUACAUGCCUAUGAUCAGCACCUGAACAUGAUCUUAGGAGACGUGGAGGAGACAGUGACCACAAUAGAGAUUGAUGAAGAGACCUAUGAAGAAAUUUAUAAGUCUACGAAGAGGAACAUUCCAAUGCUGUUUGUUCGAGGGGAUGGAGUCGUCCUUGUGGCUCCUCCACUCAGGGUGGGCUAGAUUUCAUUUCUGUGGGAGAUCGUGCACUUGAGUUAAUUCUCAGUUUUUGUAUUAAGAAGCUGUUUUUUUUUUUUUUGGAUUUUGACUUACCUCAAUGGCAAUAGCAAAGGAUUUUAUUUCUGGUUAUGUUUGAAUGUUUGGCAAACACACAACUGCUCCUCUAGGAUGUUGUAAAAUCUUUAUUUGGACUUCAAUAAUCUGAAUGUUUGUUUGUUAUGCAAAGUAAGCAAUUUGGUUUGUUUUGUGUUGCAUUUUUAUUGGCUGUUCCUUUUCUUUUUUUUGUAUUGUAGUUGAUAAAUACGGUAAUUGCAGAGGUCCACCAUACACCAGUCACAAUAAAGGUGGAUGCAGAAAAUGUGAAUUGUUCAUUUCCACUGGUUUCAGAAUCCCGCAGAUCCAUUAUGUAAUAAAACAAAUUCAGUUCUGAAGAACAA
This is a messenger RNA of Brienomyrus brachyistius, 859 nucleotides long. It is a transcript of the gene lsm3, whose product is annotated as LSM3 homolog, U6 small nuclear RNA and mRNA degradation associated. Lineage: Eukaryota; Metazoa; Chordata; Actinopteri; Osteoglossiformes; Mormyridae. The transcript has 4 exons. Gene Ontology annotation, cellular component: U4/U6 x U5 tri-snRNP complex; precatalytic spliceosome; Lsm1-7-Pat1 complex. The record is from RefSeq and is a predicted model, not a curated record. Gene Ontology annotation, molecular function: RNA binding. The coding region runs from base 117 to 425 and encodes 102 amino acids. Gene Ontology annotation, biological process: mRNA splicing, via spliceosome; P-body assembly.